Messenger RNA from Trichomycterus rosablanca, 1570 nucleotides. RefSeq names its product coiled-coil domain-containing protein 63-like. Gene Ontology annotation, cellular component: axoneme. Bases 106 to 1515 code for a protein of 469 amino acids. Lineage: Eukaryota; Metazoa; Chordata; Actinopteri; Siluriformes; Trichomycteridae. Gene Ontology annotation, biological process: cilium movement; outer dynein arm assembly. The record is from RefSeq and is a predicted model, not a curated record. The transcript is spliced from 9 exons.
AUUGAAGAUUUAAUAGACAUCAAAAUUGUUUUCAUAUUGCAUGUUAAAUAUAUAACUGGAAAUAAUCCUGGUAAAAAAAACCAAACUACAUCUCACGAUUUUAACAUGUCCAGAGAACACGAGAUGAGUCUGUCCACCCUCCAGAAGAACGAAGUCCUUGCUGACCAGCACAAACUAUUACAGAGGGAGCAAGACCACUACGCCUGCCUGAUUACCAAACACAAGAAACAUCUCAUCAGCCUGGAGGAAAAGAUCAAGAAAAUGCAAGACAUGAUUGUGGAGAAGAAAAAGCAGAUGGGUUGCGAUGUUUACAUGCUGAAAAGAGCUCAACAACAAAACAAACAGAUUCAAAUCUUGGAGGAUCGUGUCAGUCAGGCCACCAUGAGGUACGACAAGCUGCUGUCUCAGAACCAGGAGAUUCGCUCUGAAAUCAAUCACCUGUGCCAGGAGAGGGUAAAACUGAUGAGCGAGUACCAGCGCAUUAAUAAAGAAUUGAAGAAGCAGAACAGCAUCAUGGACGAUCUGGUGGAGACCUCAGUUCAGGCCUAUGACCAAAGGUCAGAUAUCUUAAGGCGGAUGCUGGAAGUUCAAGAGAGCAAUAGGGUGGAUUCUGUGCACUUUCAUGCAAAGAUAAGUGAGCUUAAGCGCAUCAUCCACCAUGAAACCAAACUACGCACUUUUAUGAAGCAAAAGUCCAGAGCAAGGGUGCCUGUAAAGAAAGAAGACAAAAAGAAAAAGAUUGAGGAUGCCAGAAUAGUACAAACUCAAGGUGGAAGUAUAGAGAUGUACCAGUCUGUGCAUGACCACAUCGUAGAGCUAACAGGAGAAAGUGACUCCUCAAAGAUUUCCAGAAAGUUUGUAGAAAACGAGGAAAAGAAUUUUGGCAUCUUCAACUACAUUACCGAGCUGAACAACAAGAGCGCCAUGCUGCAGGAGCAAAUGGUUAAACUGAAGAAAGAUAUUGAGCAGUUUGAGCUGCAAAACUUUCACCGUGAUGAGAAAAGUAAGAUCGAGCUGAAAGAACUUCAGGAUGAGCUGGAGAGAAAGUCUAGUAGGGUGGAUAUGCUGGAGUCUCAGUACACUCAGGUGUGUGAGACUUUGAAUCAAAGGAAAAACACGAUCACUUCCCUCUUUACCCAAAUAACCUGUGACUCCACGUCCAUCACUAAAAAGCUGAGUGGGACUGCUGAGGUCACUGAUGAUAACGUCUUUCACUUUAUGGCUGUUCUGGAGAAGCAAGUACAGAAGUUGCUGAUGCAGAUGGUGCAGGGUGAGGACGAUCCUUUGCCAGUCAGCCACAAGCUGCUGUCCACCAUGGUUCCUGCAGUCACAGAGCCACCUGAAGCUGCCAGCUUCCAGGACGCAGCCACCAGUGCUGUGCUGGGUACAGGUAAUCUGAAACCUUUGGAUUACGGGGCUCUGUUCGAUCUUGUUCUGCCCCAUGUGGGGUUGGCAAAAAAUGGCAAGAUUCCCAAGCCCAAGAAGAAGCCAGGGUACCAUUUCAAGUCUACCUAAAGGACCAUCAUACUAAAAUGUCUUCACUUUUAUUAAAGUUUAUCAGCAGCAUAAA